Linderina pennispora is the source of this 2021-nucleotide messenger RNA. RefSeq lists its product as uncharacterized. Lineage: Eukaryota; Fungi; Kickxellomycota; Kickxellomycetes; Kickxellales; Kickxellaceae. Gene Ontology annotation, molecular function: protein binding. The transcript is spliced from 3 exons. The coding region runs from base 131 to 1999 and encodes 622 amino acids. The record is from RefSeq and is a predicted model, not a curated record.
AAAUCACCCAGGCUAGCUCACCACCGCUGCAGGGCUCAAAUUCAGAAGGGACGGUUCACCGGUCAGGAGAGAGAGAAGGAGUGUCUAUCCGGGAAAACAGCAGGAAAAGCACAACAAUAAUUCAACAGAAAUGCUCGCUCCAGGGCUGUCUGCCCGGAGCCGAGCUCUGGCACGACUACCGUGUGCCAGCCGUCUGGCCGAGUUCCUGACGGCCACGCCGCUCCGUUCCGCCCACGCGUUCUGCCAGCACCGCGCCCGGCCCGUCACCACCGCCAUUGCACUGCAUGACCGCUGGCCAGCCACGCCUUCUGCGCAAAUCCAGGCCAACGACACUGGCAUUUCCGCCGAUCUGCAUCGGCUGCGGGCAGCGAUAUCGGCAAAUGACCUGGCGUUGGCGGUGAAGUCCUACGAUACUGUGCGGCGACGAAUGUGCCCUGGAUCACUGGACACCGAGACGACCUAUGAGUUUUGCCGGUUACUGCGGCGGUCGGCAAAGGCAGCGCCUGAAGAGACGAAGCAGAAGCUCUUGCGGGUGGUUUUGCGGGUGGUUGCGGAUCAGCAAGAGGGCGUAGACGGGCGGGUCAUGGCCGAGGGCAUGGCGGCGCACAAUCUUCUGGGGCAGCCGGAGCAAGCACUGGCGAUGUGGCAGCAGGAGGGCCAUUGGCAGGCCGGUGUGCAGGCGGUGCAGGCGGCCGUGGCUAUGAAGGACCCGGCAAGGGUGCGCAGCGUGUACUAUAGGGCUUUAAAAGCCAUCAGAGAGGCCAACCAGACGCCAUCGUGCCGGGUUUUCCAGGCGCUAGUGUAUGCCAGUGUGCGGGCUGAGAGCGUGCCGAGUGGUGCCGAUCGCCGGUGGGACGCGGCGCGUCUGGGGGCGCUGUUUCUGAUGCAGGCGUAUGCGGAUGCCCGCGAUCUUGUGCCCGCCGCAAGCUCCACGCACUGCGUGCUGCUGCAAUAUGCUCUGCGGGCCAUGUUCCAGACCGGCCAGUGGCGCCGGGCUAUGCAAUUAUACAACGGUCUGAGUCCUGCCCAUGUGACCUCGCGGCUUGUCGCCGAGACUGUGCGCGGUCUGGGUCGGAACUCGCGCAUGGACGAGGCGUGUCAGGUUCUAAUGGAUGCGCCAGCGGAGCUGCAGACUGCCCAGGCAUGGAAUGCGUACCUGGGGGCCAUAGCUGAUCAGGACACGUGCAGGAUCCGGCCCGACGCAGCCACAACAACCAUCCGGAUGCGCGCUCUGCUGCGGGCGGGCGAAUGGCGGCAAGCCAUUGUCUGUUUUCGCCAGCUACCCUGCCCCGAUACCGUGGCCUGCGACGACAGUUCGGCCGCCCACCGGCGUGCCUGGGCGCUGGUGCAUUCGCUGGUGCCGGGUAAGAUCGACGCGCGCAUGGCUGACACUGUGCUUAAAUACGCCCUGUCGACAUCGCACGAUAUCCAGCCAGAUGUGCUUGCGCGGAUCCUGCCGUGGGCUCUGCAACACACCAGCUCUGACCGCAAGACCACGCAUGCCAUCGCCGUGAAUGCGUUUUUGCGCGCCGGUCGCCUGGACGACGCAUUGGCUGUCCACAAGGCCAUGCGCAUGCGCAAGCUGUGGCCAUCGCGAUCCAUCAACUGUAUGCUGACUGAAGCACUGGCUAAUGUGGAUCUGCUGCGCGCGGCUGAGUUCAUUGAAAUGCACGUGCCUGGGCACCACUGGGCGAGUUGCUACGCUGUGGUGCUGAAAUCGGCGUUGCAGCAAUGCGAUUACACAUAUAUGCGGUUAUUGCUGCGCAAGCAUUACCCGGCCGUGCAGCUUUCCGACAGCCGCGGUGCUCUGCCGUUUCCUACUGCAUCCAUGUAUCAUCGCGCACUGCAAGCAACGCAUGCCCAGGGCGCCUGGGAGGAGCACCGCCACAUACUGGCCAUGGUGCGCCAGCACCAGCAGCAGGCGCGCGAGGCGUUUCCGCAGCUGGCAGAGCGCCUGGCGCUGCUGGUGCACCAGUACCGCCAUGCGCUGAAAUCAUAGAAAUAGAACAGUUUAAUUUGUU